CUCAGUUCGCUACCCAUCAUUGAUAUCUCGCCGUAUCUCUUCCCAGGCAAUCACGGCAAGCGCAUGUCGACCGCUGCGGCCCUUCACUCCGCAUGUCUGGAAUAUGGGUUCUUCUACUUGGACAUAUCAAAAUAUGUUGACCCCAAAGAGCCUGAAGAGCUAACACGGUUAGCUCGAGAGUUCUUUGCCCUACCAGAGGAAGAAAAGUACAAGAUAGCUCUGAGGAAUGAGGACGGCGCUCGAGGAUAUGCCCGUCUGAAGGAGAACGUCACCAAUGGGCUAGCCGAUAAUCACGAAGGCGUCGACUUCUAUCGUCCAGUCGAAUUUCCUGACAGGACCAAGCCGCUGUGGGGAACGAAUCAAUGGCCCAGUAUCCCGGGCUUCCGAGAGAAGUACGAAGCCUGGGUUGAGAAGAUGAAAAAGCUGGGUCUAGCUGUCAUGGAAGCGAUGGCUACUGGUCUGGGCAUGACUCCCGAGGAGUGGGAGGAUUUGAAGUCCCAAGUAUCAAACAGUUUCUGGGUCAUGCGCAUGAUAGGGUAUCCGCCCUUGCCCAAUGAUUAUCAAGGUUUCUCAUGUGGCGCACACAAAGACUAUGGAUGCUUAACGUUCCUCUACGCGGACCCUACUCCUGGCGCCCUCGAAGUCUUCUUGGAGCGUCCAGGUCACCUAGUACAGACUGCACCCGAUAUCCCGCCAAGCGAGAACGUCGAACAGUUUGGUGUCUGGAUUAAGGCCGAUCCCAUCCCGGGCUGCGUGGUGUGCAACAUUGGAGAAAUGUGGGAAAUCUGGACGAACGGACUCUACAAGAGCACGCUUCACCGUGUCGUACAUCGCAGUUCUAACUACCGCGUUUCGAUUCCAUUCUUCUUUGAGCCUAAUUUCGACGCGUUCAUCAAGGCGCUGCCUGCGGCAUUACGUUUACAAGACGGAGAGCCCAAGAAGCCUGGCAAGCGGGCAAUCGAGGAAAGGAAAUAUGAGCCGGUCGUGUAUGGACAAUUCCUUCUCAGUAAGGUCGCGAAUAACUUCGAUACGAACGGAGUGAAGAGCAGAUACACGUGACGGACAUUUCGGGCAGGAUAUAUACUAGUAUGUGCUCUUACUGUUCCGAUUAUACUUAUCUAGAGGGGGACGGAAGUAUUCGCGCACACUAUGGGAUGGAUCUUCGACUCAUUUGUUUCAUAGGAUCCAGAUCUGAUACAGAGAGAUUGCGACGACGUUGAGGGAUUGAGGCACACGAUGAUUUGUCUGGGUUGAGAGGUUGUGUGGUUGUCACAGCUUGCUCUGUCCAGGCUUAGGCUCGUGGCUAACGCUUGUAUGCCAGACACCCGUCUUCAAUAUCCCAGUAUCCAGCAUCCCUAGCCACUCGAGUACAGUGGCUACGACAUCAUCCUGGAGUCCAGUAAAGUUAUGAUCGGCCUCCUCUACCAGGCAAAGGUUGUGCGUACCAGGACUUCUUGCACCCAGAGCGCGAGCAUAAAUGUAUGCAUCAUAUGGGGGUACAGUCUGGUCUCGGAGACCGUGCAUGGUUAACACGUCUGUCUGCUGGGGGAAAUGGUCCCAGACCAAAGAGGUAUCGAAAUUCGCGAACUCUUCCAUAUCGGCUUUGGUGACCUUCUGGGAGAAAGGCUGCCGAGCUACGGUAGCAUCGCGAAUGAACCAACCCUUGGUGUCGAGUUCAUGCUGUUUGUCCAUGAUGGUCUCUGUGAAUGUCUAUUAGCAUUGUUUUCGCAAAAUCAGCACGAGACCAACGAUGAAUUAGUGGCAUUCUGUACCGUCCAGACACAUUCACGAAACCUCUGACGCCAGCAGCCUCCUUGGCUGUGCACAUCCAGCGGAGCGCUGCGACAACUCCUCUUGAAUGACCGAUGAGCAAAUCGAUUACGUAUCCGAGCUCCGAGGUCAAGUAUGCUACGACUGCUUUAAGGUCUUCUACGUCGUUGUCGAAGGCACCCAUACGCCAUGGGCCUGGCGACUCAAAAUUGCCUCGGAAAUCGAAGCGGAACGAGUCUAUGGGAAGCCGAAGGGCGAGGCGUUUGAGGAAGAGAUAAUCUUUGUGUCCUAUAGUCCCAUGCAGCAACAGAGCAAGUCUCCGUCCUUUGGUCGGUUCCUCCGGGUUGAGCUGCUCAAGUACACCUGUCAGUGGGCUCUCGGAGUCCUUUGGAUGCGCGACACGGUGCUUUGUUGUCCUCUUCGUGGUAACAGAGUACGCCAUUUUCUAAGUCUCUAGGGGACAAGUCGAGUAUGAGCAGUCACCUACGGAUGGCCUGGAGACCGGGAUCGCAGA
Molecule: messenger RNA, 2284 nt
Organism: Phanerochaete carnosa HHB-10118-sp
Lineage: Eukaryota; Fungi; Basidiomycota; Agaricomycetes; Polyporales; Phanerochaetaceae
Exons: 18
Coding region: 64-1059 (331 amino acids)
Molecular function (GO): dioxygenase activity
Source: RefSeq, a predicted model, not a curated record